AACAAACAUGGCGGAAAGAGUACGACCCUUCGCUACAGCAUUCUUCGUCGUGUCCUUUCUUGUAAGUAAAACCAUCGGUGAAGAUGAAGGCGAGAAGUAUAACCCGAAUGGUCCGCUUGUGAACUGCAGUUACUUGUAAGUCACUUUGUCGAUUGAACACUAAGUUACCUGAAGGUGAACUUCCGCUUGUAAACUAGCUUGCAUGUAGCUACACAUAUUUCGUUUUCAUUCUUAUAAUGGUCUGGGCCGGUUGUUCGAAGCUGGGUUAGACAGAGAAAACAAUGACAAAAACAAUACAUUGCCAUUAGGAAAACAGAUUUGUUUUACAAUAGUAUGGGGCUAUGCGGAAAUUUUACCUAAACUUGGGCUAGCAGGAAAUUUGGUCAGAGAUCUGAAAACUUUGAAAGAAAAUUUGCCUGGAAAAAAGUAAAUUCGCCAGGUCUCUCUGGUGAUAGCAUUUGACCAAAUUAUACCGGCUGUUUAAUCAUCCAUGUGGUUAUCGUUGCAAUAAGGAUUAUCUGUAAGAUGCGAAAUGAUAUUUUGGUAUUGUUUAGUACAGUCACCGUUAUGCAACUUGAUAUAUUCAUAAGGAGCAUUUUGAUCAAGGAGGACUAUCACAGAACAUUUUGUACUGGGAACAUUGAGUUGGUAGGCUGUGUGGCUGACACUUUUGCGUUAACUCAGCAAGUGGAAGUCCGAGUGAUGCUGGUCAUUUGAAGUGACAGUGUUUUUGUAGUUGAAAUGAAUGUAUCAUUGAGAUGAGGGUGUGAUUUUCUAUGGUGAACUAGAUUGUUUUGCUUAUUUAUGUUAUAGUAUGAGUACAAUGCUAUUGUUAUCAGUGAUAAAUUAGUACAUAAUACUUUUCUUUCCAGACCUAUAGACUUUCUUGAAUGUGAUCCACCACAUGAUUUUACAUCAAAUAAAACUGCACAAGAGGAGUCAGGCUAUGGAUGUUCUAAAGUAAGAGCACAUGUUGUGUUUAAAAUAUUUUUCCUCCAUUUAAUAUGACUUAAUUUUAUUUUAUGAUCACAAUGAAUAUGAUGACCCAGAAAAUUGAAGAAAAAUUUGAACUGCUAAAGAUACAAGCAUAGCUAAUAGAAGUUAGUUCCUGUGAAGUCAGACAUUCAUUCCUCCAUAGCACGCCCUCAACCAUUAAAAAAUCAGAACCCCAUGAAAAGGUUUUCCACUAAUUUGUAAGAGUAAUCAGCUCCUAAGUUCUCCUUGCAAAAUCCACCCCUGAAUGAAACAUCAAAGGGGCAAGGUCACCCUGUGAGCUUGAGCACUGAGUUCUUUUUAAGUUUGAUACUUAAGAAAAUUUAAUGUAAUGUUCCAUAAAAUUGAUGGACUUUUUACCUUGCUAAAGGGGAAAAUGAGGCAGAUGGGAAAAACAUUAUUUGUAGGAACUCACAGCCAAAUUGAAUGUAUUCUUGAAUUAGUAGAGAUUUGCAAACGAAGAAUGCUUUCUUCUCAGCAUAAUUAAUUUUGUUCUUAAAAUAUGUUCUUCUGACUCCUUUUGCUUCAUGCGAGAAAAACCUGCUCAAUCAGACAUCUGAAAUUCUCCUUCAUUCAUUCAUGCCUCUAUAAAUAGAUGAACAUUUAGAUACAUAAAAACUGUUCAAUCAAUGUAACAGUAAAAUGUUGGCCACUAGUUUCUACACUCUGUAUGUGCAAAGCAUGAGUCGUGACCUACCUCUUUAAGGUCAUGAGAAUGAAGGAAGUGAAUGUCAACAAAAGAAGCUCUUUUUGUUAAACAAAUUCUCCUUGUCAGUAUGAGAGAGAAGUAUGAAGAAAAUACACAUAGGUUUUGGGUGUAGACAUUAAUUCUUGUGAGCUCAGUGGCUCUUUAUUGCUGGAUCAUAUCCCAAUUUUUGUGAUAUAGAGCCUCAAAUAGUUUGCCUUCUCCUCCUGGAUAGGAGACUAGUCUAGUUCAGGUGACCUCAGGGAUUUUGUUAAGAAUCUGGGACUAUAUGUUGUUAACCAUUUUAACUUGGGUGCAGAGAGGGGCCCAGUGUAGGGUUCAUUAAAGAGAAUAAUUAAAACAGCAGACUGACUAGCAAGGGCUUGGACGGUGGCCUUCCCUUUCUGGAGUUAAGUAUAUCAACUGAUAGGCCAUUGCAUCUUCCUUCGCAAAAAAUGAUGAAAUAAUUUUAAUAAACCAUUUCCCCAGUGGACCCCUUCAGGACCAAGAAGACAGAGAAUGAAACAAAAUAUUUAUGUUUGUUGUAAUCAAAACAUAGGUUAAGUAACCUCUUUACAUAGAAAACCCUUGGAGCUAAAUAAAGCUCAAUAAAAAAUCUAAUGAGUAGCAGGGUGGAAGGCUGAAACCUUGAACCACCCAGGAAAGAGUUUAGCACCUUAACCCUUCAACCUUUAAGAGUGACUAACAUCUAAUUUCUCAUUACAAUUUCACCCCUGAAUCACACAUUAAGGACACAAGAAUAAAGGAAAUGAUCACCAACUACUGAAGCUCUGGAUUGUUAACCAAAUUCUCCUUAUCAGCAGCUCAGGAAAUGUUUAGAAAACAGUAUAUUUAAUACAUGUAAUGUGUACUACUAAAAGUAAAUACACAUUUCAAUCGCUUGUGUAACAUUUUGCUUUGUGAUAAUUUAUUUAUAGUUUGGCGGUUCAAAGUAUGAAGACGUUCAACACACACGGGUAUGGUGUGAAGUUUUAUCUGGAAUUGAGUGCUUUGGAGAAAGAAAAUUUCUCAGCUUAGAAAAAUUUCCCUGUAUCAAGUAAGUUAAUUUUGAGUUAUUAUCAAGAUGGAACAACUUUCAGGGGUGUUGCUGAGUUUUCUCCAACGUACGUGUAGAUCGUGAUCAUUUAUUGUUCAGCGUCCUGAAAUUGCUAGUAAGAGUUACAUAUCCAUUGUUUCUUAUGGACUGUUUCUCCUCCAAACCAGGCUUUUUCCUUCAAAUAUGUCUUUUUUCAGUCACUUCUUUAUUUACUCAUUCAUUCAGUCAUUGAGAACCACUCAUAUUCGAGCAUAUUUUAUUGAUACAAUUACAAACAUAACUAGCAAAAGACAAAGCAAAUAGGGCACCAGAUAUUAACACGUAACAAAUAGAUCACUGAAGACAGAGUCCGAGAUAUUACACGUAACAAAAAAAACACAAGACAAGCAGCACGCGAGAUCCUGCAAGUAACAAAUAGAAACCAACACAGAGAUUUAAAGCGCGUAAGAUUUAAAACCUAAAGGUUUGGUUCCAAAACAAACAGUGCGUGAGAUACUUCUCGUAACAAAUGAAACACAGAACGAACAAACCACAAGAUUUUACACGUAAAAACAAAGUUAGAAUACAGAACAAACAGUAUCUGAAGUCAUUCUAUUAACAUACAGAACACAGAACAAACAGUCUGCGAGACACUACAACUAAAAAAAAAAAAAGAGAGAAAAAACAGUGCGCGGGAUACUACAUGUAACAAAAAGAAAAGCGACCAAACGGCGCGCGAGAAACUACAGAUAACAAAGAGAAAAGAGAACAAACAGUGCACGUGAUACAACAGGUAACAAAUAGAAAAGAUAACAAACAUUGCACGGGAUACUACACGUAACAAAUAGUAAAAAGAGAACAAACGGUGCGCGGGAUACAACAGGUAACAAAUAGAAAAGAGAACAAACAGUGCGCGAGAUACUACACGUAACAAAUAGUAAAAAGAGAACAAACGGUGCGCGGGAUACAACAGGUAACAAAUAGAAAAGAGAACAAACAGUGCGCGAGAUACUACACGUAACAAAUAGUAAAAAGAGAACAAAUGGUGCGCGGGAUACUACACGUAACAAAUAGAAAAGAGAACAAACAGUGCGCGUGAUACUACACGUAACAAAUAGUAAAAAGAGAACAAACAGUGCGCGGGAUACAACAGGUAACAAAUAGAAAAGAGAACAAACAGUGCGCGAGAUACUACACGUAACAAAUAGUAAAAAGAGAACAAAUAGUGCGCGGGAUACUACACGUAGCAAAUAGGAAAGAGAACAAACAGUGUGCCUGAUACUACAGGUUACAAAUAGAAAAGAGAAAAAACAGUGUGCGGGAUACUGCACGUAACAAAUAGAAAAAAAAAACAGUGUGCCUGAUACUACAGGUUACAAAUAGAAAAGAGAAAAAACAGUGUGCGGGAUACUACACGUAACAAAUAGAAAAGACAACAAACAGUGCGCGAGAUAGUACACGUAACAAAUACAAAAGAGAACAAACAGUGCGCGUGAUACUACACGUAACAAAUAGAAAAGAGAACAAACAGUGCGCGAGAUACUACACGUAACAAAUAGAAAAGAGAACAAACAGUGCGCGUGAUACUACACGUAACAAAUAGAAAAGAGAACAAACAGUGCGCGUGAUACUACACGUAACAAAUAGAAAAGAGAACAAACAGUGCGCGGGAUACUACACGUAACAAAUAGAAAAGAGAACAAACAGUGCUCGAGAUACUAAACGUAACAAAUAGAAAAGAGAACAAACAGUGCGCGAGAUACUACACGUAACAAAUAGUAAAAAGAGAACAAAUAGUGCGCGGGAUACUACACGUAACAAAUAGAAAAGACAACAAACAGUGUGCGUGAUACUACAAGUAACAAAUAGAAAAGACAACAAACAGUGUGCGUGAUGGUAACAAAUAGAAAAGACAACAAACAGUGUGCGUGAUACUACACAACAAAUAGAAAAGAGAACAAACAGUGCGCGAGAUACUACACGUAACAAAUAGAAAAGACAACAAACAGUGUGCGUGAUACUACAGGUAACAAAUAGAAAAGAGAACAAACAGUGUGCGUGAUACUACAAGUAACAAAUAGAAAAGAGAACAAACAGUGCGCGUGAUACUACAAGUAACAAAUAGAAAAGACAACAAACAGUGCGCGUGAUACUACAAGUAACAAAUAGAAAAGACAACAAACAGUGCGCGUGAUACUACAGGUAACAAAUAGAAAAGAGAACAAACAGUGCGCGUGAUACUACAGGUUACAAAUAGAAAAGACAACAAACAGUGCGCGGGAUACUACAGGUUACAAAUAGAAAAGAGAACAAACAGUGUGCGUGAUACUACACGUAACAAAUAGAAAAGAGAACAAAGAGUGCGCGGGAUACUACAGGUUACAAAUAGAAAAGACAACAAACAGUGCGCGGGAUACUACAGGUAACAAAUAGAAAUGAGAACAAACAGUGCGCGGAAUACUACAGGUUACAAAUAGAAAAGAGAACAAACAGUGCGUGAGAUACUACACGUAACAAAUAGAAAAGAGAACAAACAGUGCGUGUGAUACUACAGGUUACAAAUAGAAAAGAGAACAAACAGUGCGCGUGAUACUACAGGUUACAAAUAGAAAAGAGAACAAACAGUGCGCGUGAUACUACAGGUUACAAAUAGAAAAGAGAACAAACAGUGCGCGUGAUACUACAGGUUACAAAUAGAAAAGAGAACAAACAGUGCGCGUGAUACUACAGGUUACAAAUAGAAAAGACAACAAACAGUGCGCGUGAUACUACAGGUUACAAAUAGAAAAGAGAACAAACAGUGUGCGUGAUACUACACGUAACAAAUAGAAAUGAGAACAAACAGUGCGCGUGAUACUACAGGUUACAAACAGAAAAGACAACAAACAGUGCGCUUGAUACUACACGUAACAAAUAGAAAAGAGAACAAACAGUGCGCGGGAUACUACAGGUUACAAAUAGAAAAGAGAACAAACAGUGCGUGUGAUACUACAGGUAACAAAUAGAAAAGAGAACAAACAGUGCGUGUGAUACUACAGGUAACAAAUAGAAAAGAGAACAAACAGUGCGUGUGAUACUACAGGUUACAAAUAGAAAAGAGAACAAACAGUGCGUGUGAUACUACAAGUUACAAAUAGAAAAAGAGAACAAACAGUGCGUGUGAUACUACAGGUAACAAAUAGAAAAGAGAACAAACAGUGCGCGAGAUACUACACGUAACAAAUAGAAAAGAGAACAAACAGUGCGCGGGAUACUACAGGUAACAAAUAGAAAAAACAACAAACAGUGCGCGGGAUACUACUGGUAACAAAUAGAAAAGAAAAAAACAGUGCGCGUGAUACUACUGGUAACGAUUAGAAAAGACAAAAAACAGUGCGCGGGAUACUACUAGUAACGAUUAGAAAAGAAAAAAACAGUGCGCGGGAUACUACACGUAACAAAUAGAAAAGAGAACAAACAGUGCGCGUGAUACUACAGGUAACAAAUAGAAAAGAGAACAAACAGUGCGCGGGAUACUACAGGUUACAAAUAGAAAAGAGAACAAACAGUGCGCGGGAUACUACUGGUAACGAUUAGAAAAGACAACAAACAGUGCGCGGGAUACUACUGGUAACGAUUAGAAAAGAGAAAAAACAGUGCGUGAGAUACUACACGUAACAAAUAGAAAAGAGAACAAGCAGUGCGCGGGAUACUACACGUAACAAAUAGAAAAGAGAACAAACAAUGCGCUUGAUACAACACGUAACAAAUAGAAAAGACAACAAACAGUGCGCGAGAUACUACACGUAACAAAUAGAAAAGAGAACAAACAGUGUGCGUGAUACUACAGGUUACAAAUAGAAAAGAGAACAAACAGUGCGUGUGAUACUACAGGUUACAAAUAGAAAAAGAGAACAAACAGUGCGUGUGAUACUACAGCUAACAAAUAGAGAAGAGAACAAACAGUGCGCGGGAUACUACAGGUAACAAAUAGAAAAGAGAACAAAGAGUGCGCGGGAUACUACAGGUUACAAAUAGAAAAGAGAACAAACAGUGCGUGUGAUACUACAGGUUACAAAUAGAAAAAGAGAACAAACAGUGCGUGUGAUACUACAGGUUACAAAUACAAAAGAGAACAAACAGUGCGCGGGAUACUACAGGUAACAAAUAGAAAUGAGAAGAAACAGUGCGUGUGAUACUACAGGUUACAAAUAGAAAAGAGAACAAACAGUGCGCGGGACACUACUGGUAACAAAUAGAAAAGAGAACAAACAGUGCGUGUGAUACUACAGGUAACAAAUAGUAAAAAAGACAACAAACAGUGCGCGGGACACUACUGGUAACAAAUAGAAAAGAAAACAAACAGUGCGCGUGAUACUACAUGUAACAAAUAGUAAAGACAACAAACAGUGCGCGGGACACUACUGGUAACAAAUAGAAAAGAAAACAAACAGUGCGCGGGACACUACUGGUAACAAAUAGAAAAGAGAAGAAACAGUGCGCGUGAUACUACAUGUAACAAAUAGUAAAGACAACAAACAGUGCGCGGGACACUACUCGUAACAAAUAGAAAAGAAAAGAAACAGUGUGCGUGAUACUACACGUAACAAAUAGAAAAGAAAACAAAUAGUGCGCGGGAUACUACAGGUAACAAAUGGAAAAGAGAACAAGCAGUGCGCGAGAUACUACACGUAACAAAUAGAAAAGAGAACAAGCAGUGCGCGAGAUACUACACGUAACAAAUAGAAAAGACAACAAACAGUGCGCGUGAUACUACACGUAACAAAUAGAAAAGACAACAAACAGUGCGCGGGAUACUACACGUAACAAAUAGAAAAGAGAACAAACAGUGUGCGUGAUACUACAGGUUACAAAUAGAAAAGAGAACAAACAGUGCGUGUGAUACUACAGGUUACAAAUAGAAAAAGAGAACAAACAGUGCGUGUGAUACUACAGCUAACAAAUAGAGAAGAGAACAAACAGUGCGCGGGAUACUACAGGUAACAAAUAGAAAAGAGAACAAAGAGUGCGCGGGAUACUACAGGUUACAAAUAGAAAAGAGAACAAACAAUGCGCGUGAUACUACAGGUAACAAAUAGAAAAGAGAACAAACAGUGCGUGUGAUACUACAGGUUACAAAUAGAAAAGAGAACAAACAGUGCGCGGGAUACUACAGGUAACAAAUAGAAAAGAGAAGAAACAGUGCGCGGAAUACUACAGGUUACAAAUAGAAAAGAGAACAAACAGUGCGUGAGAUACUACACGUAACAAAUAGAAAAGAGAACAAACAGUGCGUGUGAUACUACAGGUUACAAAUAGAAAAGAGAACAAACAGUGCGUGUGAUACUACACGUAACAAAUAGAAAAGAGAACAAACAGUGCGUGUGAUACUACAGGUUACAAAUAGAAAAGAGAACAAACAGUGUGCCUGAUACUACAGGUAACAAAUAGAAAAGAGAACAAACAGUGCGCGUGAUACUACAGGUUACAAAUAGAAAAGACAACAAACAGUGCGCGGGAUACUACAGGUUACAAAUAGAAAAGAGAACAAACAGUGUGCGUGAUACUACACGUAACAAAUAGAAAUGAGAACAAACAGUGCGCGUGAUACUACAGGUUACAAACAGAAAAGAGAACAAACAGUGCGCGGGAUACUACACGUAACAAAUAGAAAAGACAACAAACAGUGCGCGUGAUACUACACGUAACAAAUAGAAAAGAGAACAAACAGUGCGCGAGAUACUACACGUAACAAAUAGAAAAGACAACAAACAGUGCGCGAGAUACUACACGUAACAAAUAGAAAAGAGAACAAACAGUGCGCGUGAUACUACAGGUUACAAAUAGAAAAGACAACAAACAGUGCGUGUGAUACUACACGUAACAAAUAGAAAAGAGAACAAACAGUGCGUGUGAUACUACAGGUUACAAACAGAAAAGACAACAAACAGUGCGCGGGAUACUACACGUAACAAAUAGAAAAGACAACAAACAGUGCGUGUGAUACUACAGGUAACAAAUAGAAAAGAGAACAAACAGUGCGCGUGAUACUACAGGUUACAAAUAGAAAAGACAACAAACAGUGCGCGGGAUACUACAGGUUACAAAUAGAAAAGAGAACAAACAGUGUGCGUGAUACUACACGUAACAAAUAGAAAUGAGAACAAACAGUGCGUUUGAUACAACACGUAUCAAAUAGAAAAGAGAACAAGCAGUGCGCGAGAUAGUACACGUAACAAAUAGAAAAGACAAACAGUGCGCUUGAUACUACACGUAACAAAUAGAAAAGAGAACAAACAGUGCGCGGGAUACUACAGGUUACAAAUAGAAAAGAGAACAAACAGUGCGUGUGAUACUACACGUAACAAAUAGAAAAGAGAACAAACAGUGCGUGUGAUACUACAGGUUACAAAUAGAAAAGAGAACAAACAGUGCGUGUGAUACUACAGGUUACAAAUAGAAAAGAGAACAAACAGUGCGUGUGAUACUACAGGUAACAAAUAGAAAAGAGAACAAACAGUGCGUGUGAUACUACAGGUAACAAAUAGAAAAGAGAACAAACAGUGCGCGGGACACUACUGGUAACAAAUAGAAAAGAGAACAAACAGUGCGUGUGAUACUACAGGUAACAAAUAGUAAAGACAACAAACAGUGCGCGGGACACUACUGGUAACAAAUAGAAAAGAAAACAAACAGUGCGCGUGAUACUACAUGUAACAAAUAGUAAAGACAACAAACAGUGCGCGGGACACUACUGGUAACAAAUAGAAAAGAAAACAAACAGUGCGCGGGACACUACUGGUAACAAAUAGAAAAGAGAAGAAACAGUGCGCGUGAUACUACAUGUAACAAAUAGUAAAGACAACAAACAGUGCGCGGGACACUACUCGUAACAAAUAGAAAAGAAAAGAAACAGUGUGCGUGAUACUACACGUAACAAAUAGAAAAGACAACAAACAGUGCGCGUGAUACUACAGGUAACAAAUAGAAAAGAGAACAAACAGUGCGCGAGAUACUACACGUAACAAAUAGAAAAGAGAACAAACAGUGCGCGAGAUACUACACGUAACAAAUAGAAAAGAGAACAAACAGUGCGCGUGAUACUACACGUAACAAAUAGAAAAGACAACAAACAGUGCGCGUGAUACUACACGUAACAAAUAGAAAAGAGAACAAACAGUGCGCGUGAUACUACACGUAACAAAUAGAAAAGACAACAAACAGUGCGUGUGAUACUACAGGUUACAAAUAGAAAAGAGAACAAACAGUGCGUGUGAUACUACAGGUUACAAAUAGAAAAGAGAACAAACAGUGCGCGGGAUACUACAGGUAACAAAUAGAAAAGAGAACAAACAGUGCGCGGGAUACUACAGGUAACAAAUAGAAAAGAGAACAAACAGUGCGCGUGAUACUACAGGUAACAAAUAGAAAAGAGAACAAACAGUGCGUGUGAUACUACAGGUUACAAAUAGAAAAGAGAACAAACAGUGCGUGUGAUACUACAGGUUACAAAUAGAAAAGAGAACAAACAGUGCGUGUGAUACUACAGGUAACAAAUAGAAAAGAGAACAAACAUUGCGUGUGAUACUACAGGUUACAAAUAGAAAAGAGAACAAACAGUGCGUGUGAUACUACAGGUUACAAAUAGAAAAGAGAACAAACAGUGCGCUUGAUACUACAGGUAACAAAUAGAAAAGACAACAAAAAGUGCGCGUGAUACUACACGUAACAAAUAGAAAAGACAAAAAACAGUGCGCGUGAUACUACUCGUAACAAACAGAAAAGAGAAAAAACAGUGCGCGUAGUACUACACGUAACAAAUAGAAAAGACAACAAACAGUGCGCGUGAUACUACACGUAACAAAUAGGAAAGAUAAGAAAAAGUGCGUAAGAAAUUACAUUAAAAUAUCGUUGGGAAGAUGCUAUAUGUAAUAAAGAGCAAACUAAAAGACUGUAAAAUAAAUAUGAUGAGAACUAUGAAUUUUGAUAUUCCUCGCUGCAGUAAAAUACUGACAAUGGUAGCGAUGGUUUUAAUGUUAAGUAUUGUGAUACCGAUUAGUUUUAUUGUUAAUUAACGAAUAUUAGUUUGUUGAUUUACAUCAUAUAAUUUUGGUAAAUAGACUAGGAUCACUCAUUAAUUUCUGAAAAAAUUGGUAAAAAAGUUUUUUGGAUCUCUGAAAUAGACUUCAAGUUACUGUUUGGCAUUGAAUGUUACUGAUGUAUGUUGUUUUUUAUUGACUGGUCGUCUUCUUUUGCAUAAGGCCUUUUUUCUUCCUUUUUUUUUUUUUUUUAUAUAUUCACUCACUGUCAUCGAUCCAUCUUUCCAUCUUUCCAUCUUUUAUUCCCUUAGUGAUCUAUUUAUUCAUUAAUUCAUUCUUUUCUCAAUCAUGUAUUACUUCAUUCAUUCAUUCAUUCAUUUAUCCAUCCAUUAAUUUACUCACUUGUCCUUUCAUACCCUCUUUUUAUUUAGUCAUUCAUUUAUUUCUUCGUUCGGAAAUUCAGUAAUGCAAUUACUCAUUGAUUCCAUCUUUCCUUCUUUUUUCAUUUCACAGAUAUUCAGGUCACCGUUUUGUGACAACUCUUUUGUAUUCUAUUCUCUUGGGAUUCCUUGGUGUAGACCGCUUCUGUUUGGGACACACUGGCACAGCUGUGGGUAAACUCCUUACACUCGGGGGGCUGGGAAUUUGGUGGAUUGUGGAUGUAAUUCUGCUUAUAACAGGAAACCUUAGACCUGAAGAUGAGAGCAAUUGGGUGCCAUUCUAUUGAAGGAUACAAAUGUACAUGUGGACAGGAUUUCUGUAUGGAAUCAGAUUGCAGGAAGCAUACCAAUCUGGUUUAGCAUCAUUGUAUGCUUCGUUCGAGAUAAUUCAAAUACAUGCGUUUUACACGGACUUGUGGCAUGAUGAUGUUCCGAGGCAAUUCUGCGCGUAUAUUUAGUUUUUAAAGAGAGACCAUACCUGCCAGAGUAUUCCUGAAAAUGACUGUUGCUGGCUGUAAACAUUUCGGCAAUCCGUGGAUAGGCUUGUUAAGAGUCAAGUGAGAACGAUAUCGUCCACAACCUUGAAUGUCGUAUCAGAACUUGACAGGAGUAGAAACACAUCACUCUACAGGCAAGCUACAUUAACAUGUGCAGGUGCUUGCACUACAAGAAGGCCCGGAAAGGCACUGUAGAUGGAACAGGCAAACAUGAUGAGAUAUGCAUCUCCGUGGCAUGUUUGCUUUGACAGCAAAAUUAUAACGUAUUCGUAGAAUACUUGGAAGGACAGUUGAAAAACAUACACUUGUUUUUAUUUAAGUAUAUAAAAAAUAGUGAAAUUAAAGAAGAACUCCAAAUUGCCAGACGAAGAAAAGCACUUCUGUCUGUUUAUUGAUCCAAGGUUUCCGCUGAAGCUUGAGAAAAGACCCGUGAAGAACUCCCUAUAGAUAGUUUAAGACUGGAUUAAUAAAUGUGUAC
This is a messenger RNA of Pocillopora meandrina, 12147 nucleotides long. The record is from the annotation of a GenBank genome assembly. NCBI's taxonomy places the organism in Eukaryota, Metazoa, Cnidaria, Anthozoa, Scleractinia, Pocilloporidae.